Molecule: messenger RNA, 558 nt
Organism: Rotaria socialis
Lineage: Eukaryota; Metazoa; Rotifera; Eurotatoria; Philodinida; Philodinidae
Source: the annotation of a GenBank genome assembly
AUGUCAUCAACAGUACCAUCUGUACCAACUAAUAAAUUAUUGAUUCGAGAGCGACCAAAUUCAGCUACUGUUCCAAGCGACCAAGAAGAGAAACGAGAUUUUGUCGAACAACUAAAUGAAUUAUCAUUAAAACAACAUCAUCGACAAUAUUCUGGUCUUCAUCGUUUAAAUGCGUUUCAUAGUCGUUCAUCAUCAGUUGAACCACAACAACAACAAACGAAUGUAACUGUUAUAAAUGAUUGUGAAAAUGUUUCUGAAAUAAGUAAAGAAGAAGAAAUUCUCGAAAGAAGUCGACAAAUGCUUGAAGAAAGCAAAGUUAAAAAUGAACAAUUAGCUGAACAAGCAAAAGUAUUUCAACGAACAUUACAAAGAAAUGAAAUCUAUUCAGCAUUGAAUCGUUUUUCAAAUCGGCCACCAAUUUAUCCAACUGUUGUUAAAGAGACACGAACAUCAACUUCAACUUCAAAUAGAUUUCAACAAUUGAAAGUGAAUCCAACAGUUUCAUUUAUAAACGAUCAACAAAAUCGAAUUAAAUCAGCUAAUUCUUCACAAGAUUAG